UCGUGGCUUAGUGCUGUAAUAAGGGAAUGAACUAAGCUAGAAGUCAGAGAGUUCCAGAUGGUGGAGAUCUCGAUCUAUGAAUUUCCCGUUUCUGACUAAACACUACCUUAUCAUCGAAAUAUAUAUCCCCUCCUUAUAGGGGCGAUAACCAUUUUGUGUGAGUAAUUAUUAAAAACAGAAUUAAAACUUAAAUUUUGAUAACUCAACUUCCAAAGAGGUAUAUAUUUCAGGCAAUAGUUUCCUCUUAAGUUCAGUCGUCUUCGGACUUUCGAAGUUCGUACAGCCAUGACAUUUUUCUGUGCUCUUGCAAUCCUUCUGCUUUGCAGCUUAGUCCCAAUACAAGGAGGUACAUGUAAGCCUAGCUACCCAUUCGAGAACGGAAAGGUUGAAGAGAAGAAUGGUUCCCAAUUUCUAAGGUGCAAUGAAGGAUUCACCCUGCUUCCUAGCUCGGAAGUGAACUGCACAAAUGGUGUUUUUCCGGAGGAACCAAGGUUCUGCGCCAAGUCGGGCUGCAAGGAGAUUGAGAAGCCCGAGAAUGGAACUAUUACGUAUUACAAUGAUAAACUGGAGAGCAGGACUGAUUUCACUGCCUCUUGCCUGAAGGCGGAGAUCAAGUGCGCCGAAGGAUUCAUUUUAGCCGGAAACGACACUACUUACUGCAACGGAGAGCAGUGGCUCCUUAAAUUGGGAAGCUGCCAGGCCAAGGUUAAACAAAACAAAGACGCACAUUCCACGGAUGUAAAGGAACCCAUUACAAAUGAGAAGUCUAUAUCGAAGAAAAUUGGCACUGCUGAGACAGAAAACAAGACAUCAGACACUAAGCAGUCUCAUGACAAGACAUCCAACCCAACAAAAGCCCCAAAGGAACCCAGUAACCCACAUCAGGCUCCAAGCAAAACAACAGCUACAUCGGAGAAACCCAAAUCGGGCUCCAAUGGUGAAGACAAGUCUUUGAAGAAAGACAAAAAGGCAGCAGAACUCAACAGCGCUCUGUCAACAGCACUUAACACAACGGCUCUAAAGGAAAAAGUCUCAAAAGCCGCAGAUGCAGCAGUAAAUGCCGGAAAAGAUGUCAUAAAUUGGGUUAAAGAUGGUUCAAUACUGAAGAACAGCGGUGCGAAUCAGUGGGGAAAGUUUUGCUUAGCCUUGCUCAUUGGGGCUGUACUUGCACUUAUUUUUAAAUGAGAACCUAAGUAGUUAGUCAAAUUAUAUAAGACUCUAGUAAGUAUGCAGAUGACUCAGGGAGAGU
Drosophila eugracilis is the source of this 1249-nucleotide messenger RNA. RefSeq lists its product as uncharacterized. The transcript has 2 exons. NCBI's taxonomy places the organism in Eukaryota, Metazoa, Arthropoda, Insecta, Diptera, Drosophilidae. The coding region runs from base 286 to 1185 and encodes 299 amino acids. The record is from RefSeq and is a predicted model, not a curated record.